Striga hermonthica is the source of this 1476-nucleotide messenger RNA. NCBI's taxonomy places the organism in Eukaryota, Viridiplantae, Streptophyta, Magnoliopsida, Lamiales, Orobanchaceae. The record is from the annotation of a GenBank genome assembly.
AUGACUCCUCCGUCUACCUGUGCCGUUGUUUUUCUCGUGCUCUCGGUCCUGUUCGUCGCAGAUUGCCGUGAUUUCAUCAAGCUCCCUUCCGAAGUUCGCCGGUUCUUCGGCGACCCCGAGGCCGGAGACGGUGGAGCUGACGGCGAUUCCGUUGGUACGAGAUGGGCCAUCCUGUUGGCUGGGUCGAGUGGCUAUUGGAAUUAUCGUCACCAGGCUGAUGUGUGCCAUGCGUAUCAGAUCCUAAAAAAAGGUGGCCUCAAAGAUGAAAACAUUGUUGUCUUUAUGUACGAUGACAUUGCAAAUAACGAAGAGAAUCCGAGACCUGGAAUCAUCAUUAACAGUCCUCAUGGCGAUGAUGUAUAUAACGGAGUUCCAAAGGAUUAUGUUGGAGAUGAUGUGACUGUGGACAACUUUUUUGCUGUCCUUCUCGGCAAUAAAUCAGCAGUUACUGGAGGCAGUGGAAAAGUUGUUGACAGUGGUCCAAAUGAUCAUAUAUUCAUAUACUACUCGGAUCACGGUGGCCCAGGAGUGCUUGGGAUGCCUACCAAUCCUUACCUUUACGCCAAUGAUCUGAUCAAUGUUUUGAAAAAGAAGCAUGCUUCUGGAACAUAUAAGAGCUUGGUGUUUUACCUUGAAGCUUGCGAGUCUGGAAGUAUAUUUGAAGGUCUUCUUCCCGAUGAAUUGAACAUAUACGCGACCACAGCGUCUAAUGCAGAAGAGAGUAGCUGGGGAACUUACUGCCCUGGAGAUAUUCCAAGUCCUCCCCCUGAAUACGAGACCUGCUUGGGCGACCUGUAUAGUGUUGCAUGGAUGGAAGACAGUGACAUACACAAUCUUCGGACUGAAACUCUGAGACAACAGUAUCAGCUGGUCAAGGAAAGAACUGCUAAUGGAAAUUCUUAUUAUGGCUCCCAUGUAAUGCAAUAUGGUGAUCUCAAGCUGAGCCUGGAGGAUCUCUUCAUGUAUAUGGGUACCAAUCCUGCAAAUGAUAACUAUACUUUUGUGGAUAACAACAAUUCUUUGCGGCUAUCUUUUUCAAAAGCCGUCAAUCAACGUGAUGCUGAUCUUGUACAUUUUUGGGACAAGUUCCGUAAGGCUCCUGAAGGCUCUGCUAGGAAAUUCGAGGCCCAAAAGCAGCUUGUUGAGGCCAUGGCUCACCGAACGCAUAUUGACAACAGUAUCAAACUAAUUGGAAAGCUUCUUUUUGGAAUCAAGAAAGGUCCUGUUGUUAUGGAAGAAGUUCGACCCGCUGGAGAGCCUCUUGUUGACGACUGGAAUUGCCUUAAAUCACUGGUAAGAACAUUCGAGACACAUUGUGGGUCCCUAUCCCAAUAUGGCAUGAAACACAUGCGCUCGAUUGCAAAUAUUUGCAAUGCGGGCGUCAAUGGAGAACAGAUGGCCGAGGUAUCUGCACAGGCAUGCACCAGUUUCCCAUCUUUCUCUUGGAGCUCUCUCCAUAAGGGUUUUAGCGCUUGA